GAACUGAUAAGAUCAAGGUGGUCUGUUGCUGGUUCCUUUGCAGCCAGCAACACGGAAGAGACAUUUAUGUCUAGUCUGUGUUGGAAAGGGCACAAGAUAUACUCUAGAAAGCAGAUCUGACUAGAUUAAGUCUGCUUCGCUUCUGGAUUAUGUAUACUAUGCAAGAAGUAGAGGGGAGAUAGGGAGAGAAAGGAAGAAAAAAUUCUGCAGCAUGAUAAAUGUCUUAAUAUGGACGACUCUUCAGUAAAUCACUGGAGUUUUAAGGAUUCUGUUGAUUUCUGAAAAAGGACAUAAGACCAAGGUAUUACACUUUCUGACAUUUUUAAACCAUCAACGAGGAAAAAAUAUAAGAGAUCUGUGUGACAACAGAACGAUCAGGGAUUACAAUGGUGUCUGUGGAUUUAAGAUCACUGAUACUGCCAGUGGGAAUAGUGCGGAUUUUUGAAUUUGUCCUAACUUGUAUCUGCUUCAGUCUUGUGGCCUCUGUGGGCCACAUCAACUCGUCAUACUGGGCCUGGUGCAUGUUCACUUGGUGCUUCUGUUGUUUCAUGACCCUUUUCAUCCUCAUCCUGGAGUUCACUAGGCUCAACAAUAAAGUGCCCAUCUCUUGGGAUGACUUCACUACUGCCUUUGCCAUGUUGGCCACACUUCUGUUACUAGCUGCCUCGAUCAUCUAUCCUACCAUCCAUGCUUGCCCCACAUGCAUCAGGGAGAUUUGUGCCUCUGUGGUGUCCUGGAUAUGUUUGGGGCUGUAUGCUGUAGAAGUCUGGUUGGCCUUCAGAAGACCUGGCGAGAUAAGUGGUUUCCUCUCCACUGUUUCUGGCCUUUUGAAGAUCCUGGAGACCUUUGUGGCCUGUAUCAUAUUCGCCUCCUUGGAUCCUACAAUAUAUAACUUACCUGGGCUCCAGUGGUGUGUGGCCAUCUACUCAUUGUGCUUCAUUUUUGCCUUGCUCAUCAUCCUCCUCACCAUUGGGAGAUUGGUGUCAGCAUUUCCCUUUCCUUUUGACAAGCUAGUCACCAUCUACAACAUCCUUGCUGCAGUGCUGUACAUGACUGCUGUUGUCAUCUGGCCAUUAUAUGCCUUUGAGAAAUACUCACGCCCUAUUUGGAAUAAGUUGGUGGUGGUGACCUUCAUGACUGCAAUAAAUGUCUUAGUCUACAUUUUUGACGCAGCCUACUCCAUAAAACUUGUAUUCUUUAUCCGACAGGAGUGAGGUGCGCCAAAUCUUUUGCUCUAUCAACACCAUCUGAUUAAGUAUGGACGUAAGAUACUUUGCCAUUGAUAAUUGAUGAUCUUAUUUUCAUUGUAUAUGUUUAUGGAAAAGAUUAAAUGUAUGUAAGAAGUUGUUUCACCUAUCUUUCAUUGUUUUCUGCAGCUGCAGUUGAAAUUAAUGAUUAUUCAUAUGCUGUUUGUAAGCACAAUUAAUUGCCAGCAGCACUUUGAACCACAGUGUUUGUUCCACACAUUAAUAUUUGAGCUCCUUUCCUAUUUGUGGUCAGCUGGAUUACAGGAAGUUUUGAGAUCAAAAGGGUUUGGUGACCAUAUUAUAUAACCAAAAUAAAAUAUAUUUAAAACCCAAAACAGA
Messenger RNA from Colossoma macropomum (tambaqui), 1586 nucleotides. RefSeq names its product myeloid-associated differentiation marker-like. Gene Ontology annotation, cellular component: membrane. Bases 387 to 1214 code for a protein of 275 amino acids. The record is from RefSeq and is a predicted model, not a curated record. The transcript has a single exon. Lineage: Eukaryota; Metazoa; Chordata; Actinopteri; Characiformes; Serrasalmidae.